Pseudomassariella vexata is the source of this 159-nucleotide messenger RNA. RefSeq lists its product as uncharacterized. NCBI's taxonomy places the organism in Eukaryota, Fungi, Ascomycota, Sordariomycetes, Amphisphaeriales, Pseudomassariaceae. The record is from RefSeq and is a predicted model, not a curated record. The transcript has a single exon. The coding region runs from base 1 to 159 and encodes 52 amino acids.
AUGCCCGUUUGGCAAGUCUUGCACCCCAACACUGUUCUCACAGACGCCACCAAAAAGGCAUCCCUGGACAAAGACAUCACGGCUCUAUAUACCAAUGGUGGACUGCCAGCCUUCUAUGUGAGUGUCUACUUCCACAGCCUUUCAGGAAGCGACAUCUAG